Molecule: messenger RNA, 1348 nt
Organism: Lecanosticta acicola
Lineage: Eukaryota; Fungi; Ascomycota; Dothideomycetes; Mycosphaerellales; Mycosphaerellaceae
Source: the annotation of a GenBank genome assembly
AUGUUCGAGGACGAUGCGGUCAUGGUAGACCGUCCCAACGCGCCCAGUCAGUACCUGCACUCGAUCUCCACAUACGUCCAAGACAUCAAGCGGGAAUUGCGGAAGCUGUCGAUUGAGAUCCACGACAAUCCUGAGCUGCAAUACAAGGAGUUUCACGCGCACAAUGUCCUUACCAACUAUCUCAAGGACCAGAAGGGCUGGCAUGUGACUCCCUCUGCGUACGACAUCAAGACCGCGUUCGUCGCUGUAUAUGAUAGUGGGAAGAGGGGUCCCGUGGUUUCAUUCAACGCCGAGUACGAUGCCCUGAAGGGCAUUGGGCAUGCUUGUGGCCACAAUCUCAUCGCCAUUGCAUCCGUAGGAGGGGCCCUGGCCACCGCCAGACUUGUCGAAGAGGAGUCCCUCGGAGGAAAAGUAGUCCUCUUCGGCACGCCCGCAGAGGAAGGAGGAGGAGGCAAGAUCAAGCUACUCAACGCCGGCGCCUACCGGGACAACAAUGUGGACAUAUCUCUGAUCUCGCACCCCGGCAUUUCGUCCGAUAGCGCUGUCACGCGAACUGCAGCAUACACCAGCUUCAAAGUCGAGUACUUUGGCAGAGAAGCUCACGCGGCCGCACGGCCCUGGGAUGGCAUCAACGCUCUGGAUGCAUUGAUCACUGCCUACAACGCCAUUUCUGUGCUCAGGCAGCAGACACAACCUGGCGAUAUCAUCCAGGGCCAGAUAAUAAAUGGCGGGCUUCGACCAAACAUUAUACAUGCGUACGCCUCGGGUAUGUUUGUGGUACGAUCCAGCACUCGAGCGCGACGAGAAGCCUUGAAGAAGCGGGUGAUGAGCUGCUUUGAAGCUGGUGCUACUGCAACCGGGGCCACCUUGAAUGUGACGCCAAAAGGAUCCUAUGAUGACCACAUGCCCAACAAGACUUUAGCGUCGAGUUUUCGCAGCGCCUUUAAUCACCUGGGAGGCGAAAUUCCAGAUCAAGAGAUUGACUACCUCACGGGGUCCACCAUGGCCAGUACCGAUCAAGGAGAUGUCAGCUAUGCUAUGCCGUCGAUUAGCGUACGUUCUUCUUCUUUGCAUCAGCUUCAUUGACUUACUGACCGCGGAAAUUUAGCCAAAUUUCUGGAUUCGCAGUGAGGGAGAAGACGGCAAGCAGUUGGGAGGCCCACAUACCCCUGACUUCGAAAGAGCAGCAAGGACUGAAGAAGCACAUGAUCUUGCCCUUCGUGUAGCUAUAGCAUUAUCAGCAACCGCUGUCGACGUGCUGACUGACGAAGACCUUCUUCGCCAGGCUAAGCGUGAGUUCGAGGAGAUGAAGCAACAAGACGCGGACCUGAUAGGAGCACAAUCAUGA